GGCAGUGAGCAGGCGAAAUUCCUUAGCCUGCUCCUUCUGCCACGUUUAAUCCCUUUUUUCCCUUUCUCGUCGAAUCAUCGUCCCCUCCCCACCAAUAUAUCCGGCGAUAUUUACCUAUUUUCGUUUUAUUUAAUAAUAAUAAUAAUAAUAUAACGUACUCUAUUGAGUAUUUUACGUGGAUAUUGAUUUUGUCUUCCCUCUGAAACGCUCCCAGCUCUCUCUCCCCCCUUCUGUGCCUGCAUUAACUGCUUCCGAUACGGUGUUAUACUGCAUUUAUUACCAUGCGAUCAUCCUCGUGAUUCGCCCCACUACUUUCUGGCGUUUCUGUUUCGCCCUCAACUAACUCUUUGGUUUUUUAGUUUCUUGUUUUGGAAUGUUUGGUUGAUCGAUUUCGACAAGAUUAUUCGGUCAUCAGAAAAAUUGCUGUUGAUCGGGACACGGCGAUGUCGGCACCCUUGGAUCGAUUUCCCAGGCCAUGCGACGAUGGGUUUUCUGGUAAUGAGGAGAGAAAAGAAAGAAAGUCUGAUUUUGAGAUUUCUGAGGAUGAAAGGAGGACCAAAAUUGGUUCUUUGAAGAAGAAAGCACUUAAUGCAUCUUCAAAGUUAAGGCAUUCUCUCAAGAAGAAGAGUGGUAGAAGAAAGAGCGAUGGUCGAGCCAGUUCUGUUUCAAUUGAAGAUAUCCGGGAUGCAGAGCACCUGCAAGCUGUUGAGUCAUUUCGGCAAGCCUUAAUAUUGGAAGAGCUUCUACCAGAAAAAUUUGAUGAUUACCAUAUGAUGUUGAGGUUUCUGAAAGCAAGAAAAUUUGAUAUUGAAAAAUCGAAGCUCAUGUGGGCUGAUAUGAUCCAGUGGAGGAAAGAGUUUGGUACUGACACAAUUAUCAAGGAUUUUGAGUUCCAAGAGUUCAAUGAGGUUAUGAAGUAUUACCCCCAUGGCUAUCAUGGAGUUGACAAAGAGGGGAGGCCAGUAUACAUUGAGAGAUUAGGGAAAGUCGAACCACACAAACUUAUGCAAGUCACUACCAUGGAUCGUUACAUAAGAUACCAUGUGAGAGAAUUUGAGAAAUGCUUUGCAAUUAAGUUUCCAGCUUGUACAAUUUCUGCUAAACGGCACAUUGAUUCAAGCACAACAAUCUUGGAUGUUAAUGGUGUGGGUUUGAAAAACUUCACCAAGAGUGCACGAGAUCUCAUUACGCGGCUCCAGAAGAUUGAUGGUGAUAAUUAUCCUGAAACUCUUCAUCAAAUGUUUAUAAUCAAUGCUGGUCCAGGCUUUAGGUUAUUAUGGAAUACUAUAAAGAGCUUUAUAGAUCCCAAGACAGCUACCAAGAUUCAUGUUCUUGGAUAUAAAUAUCAAAACAAGUUACUUGAAAUAAUUGAUGCCAGUGAACUACCAGAGUUUUUAGGAGGAACAUGUACAUGUGCCAAAUAUGGUGGUUGCCUAUCUUCUGAUAAAGGACCCUGGAAGAAUCCAGCAAUACUCAAGAUUGUCAAAAUUAUUAACAGUGAUGGGAAGGUAGUAUACGCCAAGCCUCAUUACCCCAUGUUGAAAGGCAGUGAUACUUCUACAGCAGAGUCUGGUUCUGAUGGUGAAGAUAUUGCUUCACCAAAAGCCAAUAGAAGUUUUUCGCAACUUCGGUUGACUCCAGUUCGUGAGGAGGCUAAAGCUUUAAGAACCACCAAUCAUUUUGGUAAUUUUUCUGGAUAUGAUGAAUAUGUACCUGUGGUUGACAAGGCUGUAGAUUCUGUCUGGAAGAAGCAGACAAGUACUGAAAACUUCGAAGUUUCUGAAGGUCCAGCGCCUGAUUCACACAGAGUACCAACAGGAUUUAAUGCUCGUGUUCUGGCAGCUCUUAUGACAUUCUACAUGACCCUUUUCUUGUAUUUCCAUUCAGUUUCAUGCCAUAUUAAAAAGAAACUUCCCAAUGCAUCAUUGCAAGAUGACCAAACGACUCCAGAAAUUGAGUUUAGAUCUGCAUCACAAACAUUAUCUCUCUGGGAUACAGAUAUCACCUCUUCUGUCAUGAAGAGGUUGGGGGAGCUUGAAGAGAAGGUGAAUACUCUUCAGACAAAGCCAUCUGAGAUGCCACAUGAGAAAGAAGAACUGUUGAAUGCCGCAGUUUACCGCGUGGAUGCCCUAGAGUCAGAGUUGAUUGCAACCAAGAAGGCUCUGCACGAGGCUUUAACGAAGCAAGAGGAGCUGCUCGCUUACAUAGAUAAUCAACAAUUCACUAAGCACCAAAAGAAGAAAUUUUGCUGGUAAGCUGCUUUCUACGUCGAGCUUGGACAGUUGACGACAUCGUUGUCCAUGAUUGAUGCUUACUGCUUAACCUCCCCAUCAGAGUUGCCUAACCAACCACCAUACAGCUAGCUGUAACUGAUAAUGUAAAUUCCAGCGAUAAUUUUACCGAACACAAAAAAGAAAAAAAAAAAAAAACAUAUAUGCAAGCCUUUUUUUUCCUGUUCAAUUUAUAACUUAAUUUGACGAUGUUGCUAACGCAUUCAAACGAUAUUCUGAGUCACACUGACUCGUCUCAAUUUACUUGUAUC
Salvia splendens (bonfire salvia) is the source of this 2542-nucleotide messenger RNA. RefSeq names its product phosphatidylinositol/phosphatidylcholine transfer protein SFH8. Bases 444 to 2255 code for a protein of 603 amino acids. Lineage: Eukaryota; Viridiplantae; Streptophyta; Magnoliopsida; Lamiales; Lamiaceae. The transcript is spliced from 14 exons. The record is from RefSeq and is a predicted model, not a curated record.